This is a messenger RNA of Leucoraja erinaceus (little skate), 1755 nucleotides long. RefSeq names its product free fatty acid receptor 4-like. Gene Ontology annotation, biological process: G protein-coupled receptor signaling pathway. The coding region runs from base 729 to 1283 and encodes 184 amino acids. Gene Ontology annotation, molecular function: G protein-coupled receptor activity. The transcript has a single exon. Gene Ontology annotation, cellular component: membrane. NCBI's taxonomy places the organism in Eukaryota, Metazoa, Chordata, Chondrichthyes, Rajiformes, Rajidae. The record is from RefSeq and is a predicted model, not a curated record.
UCUUCUGCAAGUGCUUGAUGUUAGACUGUCUGGAUGUUUACAGCUUCCGGACACAGUAAAGCAUUUUAUAGCCCGCAAAAUACUUUUGAACAGUGUGUAAGAUUACACAUGCGUAUAUCCUGGAAUCAAAAUCUUUGGUGAUAGAAGACACAGAACGCAUUGCUACAUCUUGUGAUGAUUUGAAAGUGUUGUUACAUUUUAUUCAUGUUUUUAUGAAGAGUACCUUGUCAAAAAUAUGUUCAAAUUAUUAGUAUGAGAUAACGCUGUGGUUAUCUGUACGGUUAUCCAGAUUUGGUGGGAGGCUCUAAUUAAAUAGAUAUAACCCAGGGAUAGGCCAUUUAUCUUUCAGUGAUAGGAAUCUUUAAUAUGCUCAAAGGAUUAUCCACUGUUCGACAAGUUAAUUUACAAUUGUCUCUGACUUUACUUCCUCAUAAGGCAGCAAUAGAAAGUAAUAUUCCAAGGACAGAUAUGAAAUACUGUUCAUUGAAAAAACAUAUUGAGGGAGUAUGAUGAUAAUAUUUUAUGAUCUGCAGCCUUCGGUAAACAUAUAAAUGCUGGAAGAUGCCAGUUGUAAAUGUUCAUAAUCUGCUGUGUGGCUGAAACCAAGGAGCUGCCCUUCUGAAUGGGUUUGUGAAAUACCUGAAGAACUUUGAAUCUAUAGUUGGUGAUUUUGCCUCUGUAGCUUUUUCCAGGUAUAACACUGUAUUGUGCUGAUUAGCAUUCCAAAGAUGGAGGAUAAUUCAAAUCAUUUACUGACAAACCAGGAGGUGAACAGAUCAUUUUUCACAUUUUUUUCUGAAUUCAGGACCUCCGACCAAAUCGUCACAGUCACUAUUGAGUCCGUGGUACUUGGGACGGUUUUUCUGAUCUCCAUGUUGGCUAAUGUCUGCAUGAUCGUACUUGUGGUAAAGGGCAAGAAGCUGGCCAAUUUUCAGUGCUUUGUGCUAAACCUCUUCUUGGCUGAUAUUGUGUUUGUGGGGGUCACCCCAGUCAUCAUCACUGUUCGCUGGACUGAAUCCUGGACCCUUGGACCUCACGUGUGUCACAUACUGUUCUACAUCAUGGCCACAAGUGGCUGUGUGACCAUCAUCACCUUAGCUGCCAUUAGCGUCGAGAGAUUUACCGCCAUUUUGAGUCUGCGCUUGAGGUCUCCUCUGCAUUUCAAGUGGGUGACUGCAGUUGUGCUGACCAUUUGGUUGUUUUCAGCCGUUACAUCUCUGCCGCUGUGCCUUUAUUUUCAGAUGAUGACUGUUCAGGUUAAAGGCCAGGUAAGACUGAUCUAAAUCAUUUAAUGUGUCGGAAGGUUUACACCGAAGAUAGACACAAAUUGCUGGAGUAUCUCAACAGGACAGGCAGCAUCUCCCGAGAGAAGGAAUGGGCAAUGUGUCGAGUUCCUUCUCUCCAGAGAUGCUGCCUGUCCCGCUGAGUUACUCCAGCAUCUUAUGUCUAUCUAAAUAAUUUAAUGUCAGUCCAGCACAUGGCAAUCUUGAAAUAUUAAUAAAGAUUUGCACUGAAGGAUUUGAAAUUAUCAUUUUAAUCCCAGGUCUACAACAACACAGAAGGAUUGGCUUAGACAAAAAUGCUGGAGAAACUCAGCGGGUGAGGCAGCAUCUAUGGAGCGGAAAUAGGCAACGUUUCAGGUCGAGACCCGAAACGUUGCCUAUUUCCUUCGCUCCAUAGAUGCUGCCUCACCCACUGAGUUUCUCCAGCAUUUUGUCUACCUUCGAUUUUCCAGCAUCUGCAGUUCCUUCUUAA